Molecule: messenger RNA, 1371 nt
Organism: Exophiala oligosperma
Lineage: Eukaryota; Fungi; Ascomycota; Eurotiomycetes; Chaetothyriales; Herpotrichiellaceae
Exons: 1
Coding region: 130-987 (285 amino acids)
Source: RefSeq, a predicted model, not a curated record
CUCGAGACUCGACUCGACUCGCCUCAACCUUGCGGCAAAUAUAUAUAUAUACUCCCAGCAUUUCUAGGCCACACACACAUUCAAGGCCCUAAAGGCAUGUCAGGCCACCUGCGGUGAAACGAGUCCAUCAUGACCUCGGAUCAUCCAGAGUCAUCAGGACCAGCUCACGGAUCGAUCGGUCUGCUUGAUCUACCGCUCGAAGUUCGCCAUCAGAUAUACAAGCAUCUAUUUUGUCAUCGGGCGUGGCCCAUUCCUCUUGGACCAGGCAGCCUCGCGCCCUUGCAGCUACAGGACAAGAAUGACCUCGCCGAGCCGAUUUUCCAGACUGCCAUCUUUAGAGUGAACAGGGCCGUUGGAACCGACGCCCUUCGUUUCGCAUAUAGUGCAAAUAACUUUCAGCUGCCCGCUGACCUGACCACCUUCUGCCAUCUGGGUGACAUCGCUCUGGCAUCGAUCCGGACACUCACAGUCCAUAAUAACUGCUGGCUAGUUGGCGAGGGAUCGAGGAGGGUCUGGGACAUUAUAAAUCACAAAUGCGCCGAUCUGGAGCUUCUGAUCGUCCAGCCCUCGACGCACCUGUUGUGGCAAGCCAUUCCACACCUGAAGGAGUAUGUUGCCUCUUUCGGCAAUGACACAUUGUCCCGACCAAAGCUCGUCCUCGACCUGUAUGUCUUCGAUCGUCACUUCUCGUUCGAUCUGCCGGAGCGGGAAUAUCAUCGAGCGUUGCAGGAACUGAAAGGCAUUGUCGAUAGUGAUUAUGCAUGGCGGGGGUUCGUCCCCGUCAGGGAAAUAGUGUCCUUCCUGCCGAAGCACGUGAAGCGAAUCGACUUUGUGCUCGAUGUCAGCGCAGGAGGUGUCCGCGCCCUGGAUGAGGUCCUGCGAGACUCCUCGGAUCUUCCACUGGUUAAAACGGCACUGCCCUCACCCGGCAGAGACUAUCGGUACGGACACCGAGCUCAGCUCUGUUAUAUCUGGAAGGAAGACUAGAGAAAUCAGUACCAGAAGAAGGGGUUAGUGUAGCUUUUCCCCCGAGCAUCGGGUUAUCUACAGUGCUGUCGGGAUCGCCAGGGAGAGGCCAUUUCUCACAAAAGGCUUUGCAACCUAUUAGAAGCACCUUUACGCCUGUGAUCAAAGAAACGCUUCGAGAGCAUGUCAAGAAAAAGUCAAGGUCAUGAUGCCCAACACAUGACCCAAGGCUAUGAGGACGCCCGUGACUGUUUGUUAGCAUUCAACCGUGAAGGCACUCUCGGAGUCGCAGUCAGCAUCUGUGUCAUCUCCUAGUAUGAGAUGUCCUUGCCAACCAAGACAUGAGAAGUCCGAAGAACGCGCUCAGAAUCACCCUCGUGCCGAGUAGAAGAGACCUCAGACCAG